AUGAAAUCAAAUAAUAAUAUUUAUAUUAUUGUUUUAGUUAUAGUAUUGUUUAUUCUAACAAACGAUGCUUUACAAUUAGAGAAAAAAAAAACAUACAAAAUAGGAGAUCCUCUGCCGAUCUAUGUGAACAAGUUGAUUUCGCAAGACAAAAUCUUCUCUUAUUCAUACUAUGAUUUACCAUUUUGUAAACCUGAAAACGGUUUAUCGUCUCAAGAAACUAUCGGUCAAGUUUUAAAUGGUGAAAGAAAACAACUCACUCCUUAUAAUGUAACAUUUUUGCAACCAACAUCAGGUUUUCAAGUGAUCAAUAAAUACUCUGGUUGUGAUAUCUUUAGUUAUCGAAAUACCAACGAUAAGUUGGCAGAGUUUAUCAAAGCGGGUUACUGUAUGGAGAUGGAAAUCGAUGAUCUUGUUGCCUACACUUGGAGUGGAGUUUCAAACGACAAUGCAAUCAAUAUCGGAGAUUACUGGUUCGAUCGAGCAAAUAAUCAGGAAAUAUUGACAAUCAACAACCAUUUAUAUUUCACAAUUCAGUAUAACAAGGUUAGCGAAGAUGAGUAUACAAUCGUUGGACUCCGUGUUUUUCCACAGAGCAGACAAUUCAACUUGCAAAACUAUCUAUAUUACGGUUUGUCAGCUCUAAUGGCAGCGCCCAAUAUCUAG
This is a messenger RNA of Heterostelium album PN500, 663 nucleotides long. RefSeq lists its product as uncharacterized. The transcript is spliced from 2 exons. The record is from RefSeq and is a predicted model, not a curated record. Gene Ontology annotation, biological process: protein localization to membrane. Gene Ontology annotation, cellular component: membrane. NCBI's taxonomy places the organism in Eukaryota, Evosea, Eumycetozoa, Acytosteliales, Acytosteliaceae. Bases 1 to 663 code for a protein of 220 amino acids.